CAACAUACUUACUUAGACCUUAAGCCAAGCACCAUAAUAGAAUCAAAUGAAUCCCCUCUGUAUUCAAACUUGAAAAAUAAAUUAAUCCUAAAAUCAUAACAUUUCUUGUAAAUCCUAGCAAACCCAUGUGACAUUUCCACAUAGCCACCCUUACAACACAUUUUUUCCAUAUAUAAAAUUACAGAUUUUUCAGUUAUAUUCUUCAUUUUCCCAGUUUUAUUCAAUCUUGAAAAACCCAAAAAAAAAAAUUCCUAAACCCAUCUCAUAUUCUUGUAAAUCCUCACAACCCCACUUGAAAUUUCCACUUACAAACCCCAAAAACACAAUCUUUGACACACCCAUAUAAAAAAAAUUACAGAUUUUUAAUAGUUCUAUCACUGGAUUUUCAUUUUCCCCAGUUUUAUCUUGAAACAAUCAAAAGAUCCUAAACCCAUCAAUUUCAUGUAAAUGAUUGCAACCCCACUUCAAAUUUCCAUCUAAAUACCCUAAAGACACAAUUUUUUAAAAAAUUACAGAUUUUUCAUAGUUCUUGAUUUUCAUUUUUCCCAGUUUUGGUUGUGAGAAUUUUAGCUUAUUCUUGUAAAUUCUCACAGCCCCAUUUGAAAUUUCCACUUACAAACCUCAAAGAAACAAUCUUUCACACAUACAUAUAUAAAAAGUACAGAUUUUUAACAGCUCUUGAUUUUCAUUUUUCCCAGUUUUGGUUGUGAGAAUUUUAGCUUAUUCUUGUAAAUUCUCACAGCCCCAUUUGAAAUUUCCACUUACAAACCUCAAAGAAACAAUCUUUCACACAUACAUAUAUAAAAAGUACAGAUUUUUAACAGCUCUUGAUUUUCAUUUUUCCCAGUUUUGGUUAUUGUGGGGAGUUAGAUAAUAAAUGUCAGUUACUUGCGGAGUAGAAUGUGUUGUAGUGUUAGGAUGUAUGCGUUGGGUAUGGAAACGUUGUACUUACAUAGGCAAUGAUGACAGUGCCACGUGGCAAUCAGCAAACUAUGAAGAAUUUGAACCUGUUCCCCGUCUUUGCCGUACAAUUCUUGCUGUCUAUGAAGAUGACCUUCAUGACCCCAAAUUUCCACCUGAAGGAGGCUAUAGGCUAAACCCUGAUUGGGCUGUGAAGAAAGUUGCAUAUCAAGAAACACUUGGUAAUGCUCCACCUUAUUUGAUUUACCUUGAUCAUGAACACCAUGAAAUUGUUGUAGCCAUAAGGGGUUUAAAUUUGGUGAAAGAAAGUGAUUAUAAAGUUUUGAUGGAUAAUAAGCUCGGGAAGCAGAUGUUUGAUGGUGGGUAUGUGCAUCAUGGUUUGUUGAAGGCAGCAAUUUGGAUGUUGAAUAAGGAGUCUGAGACUUUGAAAAGGCUUUGGGUUGAAAAUGGGAAGAGUUACAAGUUGAUAUUUGCUGGUCAUUCUUUGGGUUCUGGAGUUGCAUCAUUGUUGACUAUAAUUGUGGCGAAUCAUGGGGAUAGGUUAGGGGGUAUUCCAAGGAGUUUAAUAAGCUGCUAUGCUGUUGCUCCUGCUCGGUGUAUGUCACUCAACUUAGCUGUUAAGUAUGCUGAUGUUAUACACUCAGUAGUUUUGCAGGAUGAUUUCUUACCACGAACACCCACCCCACUGGAAGAUAUAUUCAAAUCCGUCUUCUGUUUACCCUGCUUGUUAUUUAUGGUAUGCUUGAGAGAUACCUUCAUACCUGAAGGUAGGAAGCUCAGAGAUCCGAGAAGAUUAUAUGCGCCUGGCCGAAUGUAUCACAUUGUUGAGAGAAGAUUUUGCAGAUGUGGGAGAUUCCCUCCAGAUGUUAGAACAGCCAUCCCAGUUGAUGGAAGAUUUGAACAUAUUGUGCUGUCAUGCAACGCAACGUCUGAUCAUGGAAUUAUUUGGAUACAAAGAGAAUCAGAAAAGGCAUUAGCGAGGCUCAAGGAGGUUAGUGCUGAGACCACGACUACCCCACCACCAGCGCAGAAAAUCGAAAGGCAGCACACACUAGAAAAAGAACACAAGAAGGCACUAGAAAGAGCUGUCACUUUAAAUAUUCCACACGCCGUGCCAACAGAUGCAGAUGAUCAGGAAUCCUCAGUGCACGUGCAUAAAGAGGAAGAAUCCACGACAGAGGCAGCUUCUCUCAUAGAAGGCGAAGACGCUUCCACAAGCACAGGCCAUUCCACUGAUGCAAGAACUAACUGGAAUGAAGUAGUUGAAAAGCUUUUCGCGAAAGAUGAAACGGGGAACUUGAGAUUGAAGAAAGAAGCAAGUGGUACUGAAUAACAACUCCUUUUGAAGAUGUUUUCUCUAUUCUUUCCUUUUUCUUCAAAAUUUUGUGAUGCUUGAAGAAAAGUAUUAGUCAUGUUUCCACAAUUCUUUCUAUCCAUAAGUCCUGUACAUUUUUCUUUUGUAAAACACUAUCUGAAAUAGAAUGUACAAUCUAAAGCCCCAGAGAGGGGAAUAGAAACCGAAGCAUAAAGAAAUGAUGAUUGGUUGUAGUUGCAUUUUUAUUUUGUUUUGUUUUGUAUGUGAAAUGCCUGAGUUGGCUAAA
Messenger RNA from Nicotiana tabacum (common tobacco), 2522 nucleotides. RefSeq lists its product as uncharacterized. Gene Ontology annotation, biological process: lipid catabolic process. NCBI's taxonomy places the organism in Eukaryota, Viridiplantae, Streptophyta, Magnoliopsida, Solanales, Solanaceae. The record is from RefSeq and is a predicted model, not a curated record.